Messenger RNA from Diceros bicornis minor, 2369 nucleotides. Its product is annotated as zinc finger protein 329-like. Gene Ontology annotation, biological process: regulation of transcription by RNA polymerase II. Gene Ontology annotation, molecular function: RNA polymerase II cis-regulatory region sequence-specific DNA binding; DNA-binding transcription factor activity, RNA polymerase II-specific. The record is from RefSeq and is a predicted model, not a curated record. Lineage: Eukaryota; Metazoa; Chordata; Mammalia; Perissodactyla; Rhinocerotidae.
AUGGGGUCAUUGGAUGGUGAGACAGAUGGGAAGGGCACAUGCCCUGAUGAGCAGAAGAGAAGUAACUCUGGAGACAAAUGCUAUGACUGCAGGGACUGUGGACGGUCCUUCAGACAGAAAUCUCACUUCCUUGGGCACCAGAGGACUCACACUGGAGAGAGACCUUAUACCUGUAAUGAGUGUGGGAAAUCCUUCUCCAAGAACUACAACCUGAUUGUGCAUCAGAGAAUCCACACAGGAGAGAAGCCCUAUAAAUGCAGUAAAUGUGGGAAAGCCUUCAGUGCUGGCUCUGCCUUUAUCAAGCAUGAGAGGAGCCACACAGGAGAGAAGCCCUAUGAAUGUGACUGGUGUGGGAAGUCCUUCAGCUGCCACUCUUCCCUUGUUUUGCAUCACAGAACUCAUAUUGGAGAAAAGCCUUUCAAAUGUGACGAGCGUGAAAAAUCCUUCCCUGAUGUCUCCCACCUUAUUGUCCAUCUCAGAAUUCACACUGGAGCGAAGCCCUAUGUAUGUACUGAAUGUGGAAAGGCAUUCGUCGAUGGCUCAUACCUAGUUAAACAUGGGAGAAUUCACACUGGAGGAAAACCCUAUAAGUGUGUGGAUUUUGGAAAAUUAUUCAAUCACAAUGGUCACCUCAUCGUGCAUCAAAAAAUCCAUUCUGGAAAGAAACCCUACCAGUGUGAAGAAUGUGGGAAAACUGUCAUCGAGAGCGCUUACCUCAUCAGGCACCAGAGAAUUCACACUGGCGAGAAGCCCUAUGGCUGUGACCGGUGUCAGAACUUCAGGAACAUCACUGGUCUCAUCCGGCAUCAGAGGACUCAUACUGGCGAGAAGCCCUAUGAGUGUAAUCAGUGUGGCAAAGCUUUCAGGGACAGCUCCUGUCUGACCAAGCACCAGAGAAUCCAUGCUUGAGAGGCCCUGCAACAGUGUGUCCCAUGUGGGCAAGGUUUCCAGAGCAGCCGUGCUCUUAUCAGACACCAGCGUUGGCACACUAGAGAGAGACUUCUGGGGACUCAAUGAAUGUGAUGAUGGCUCUGUCUGAUUCUCUUUACUUGCCCACUGUCAGAGACUUUAUAUUGAAGAGCAGCUCUUUGAAAAUAAUACAAUUCAUCCUUUGCUCCUUGGAACAGAAACCCUUGACGUUGUGUCCAUAUUAGCAAUUGGGAGAAUUCUUCUGCCAUGCUGCUGGACUUACUGGAAAGAAACUCUAGAAACAGAACAAAUGUGUUAAGACUUUCAGGGAUUGUUGAACCUUUGCUAAACAUGAGACUGUGACACAUCUCUGUUUUGUGUGGAACCUUUUUUUUUUUUUUUGUGAGAAAGAUUAGCCCUGAGCUAACAUCCGUGCUAAUCCUCCUCUUUUCGCUGAGGAAGACCGGCUCUGAGCUAACAUCUAUUGCCAAUCCUCCUCCUUUUUUUUUUCCCCAAAGCCCCAGCAGGUAGUUGUAUGUCAUAGUUGCAGAUCCUUCUAGUUGCUGUAUGUGGGAUGCGGCCUCAGCAUGGCCGGAGAAGCGGUGCGUCGGUGCACGCCCAGGAUCCGAACCUCGGCUGCCAGUAGCGGAGCGCACGCACUUAACCGCUAAGCCACGGGGCCGGCCCGGAACCUUUUGAAUGAUGGUGACAGGGUUGAGAGAAGGGUCCAGGGUGGCAGGGGGAGACUGACUUCUCAUGGCUUUUCUUUCUGAUGUUACAUGACGUGCAUGUGAUGUGUAAAUCAAAACCGAGGAAUGGCAUGAAUGUGGAAAGCAUUUAAACUGGAACUCUUGCCUUUCUUUGCAUCAAAAGAUUUGGUUAAUGUGAUGAGUUUGAGGUUUCAGUAAGAACUCCUGCUGAAACUCUUGGGGAGAAAGAGUGAAUUUUUGAAUUGGCCAAUAUAGAAUGAUAAUUUGGAAAAAUCUCCUAAGUUGACGCUAACCUUAGUGUGAUAAGAAAACUCAUACUAGAGACAUAGCAAACAUACUCCAUGUGGGAAAGCUUCCAGUUGGAGAUAUGAUCUUCCAGAGUAGUGCUAUCUGAUAGAAUAAUCUGAGCCACAUAUAUAAUUUCAAAUUCUUUAGUGGCCACAUUAAAAAAAGUGAAAAGGGGCUGGCCUGGUGGUGUAGCAGUUAAGUUCACGCGCUCUGCUUCAGCAGCCCAGGGUUUGCCGGUUCAGAUCCUAGGCGUGGACCUAUUCACCACUCAUCAAGCCAUGCUGAGGUGGUGUCCCACAUAGAGCAACUAGAAGGACAACUAUGACAUACAACUAUGUACUGGGGCUUUUGGGAGAAAAAAGGAAAACAAAAAACAAAAGAAAAAGAGGAAGAUUGGCAACAGAUGUUAGCUCAGGGCCAAUCUUCCUCAAAACAAAAGAAAACAAAAAGUGAAAAGAAAAA